GACUCUGGUUCAAUUAUGAAUUAUACCGCAACCCAGUAGCACGGUAGAUUGUGCUCGCUUACUCAUAUCACUUUCUCAUAAUCGUCACUAGUUCUAUAUCAAAUUGGGUCCGACUGGAACAACUUCAACUUCUUACUACAACAACACAUAACACCCCCACCACAAUAGAGACACAUUCGAUUACCUACAUACCACCGACUUCUUGAGGAAAAGGACCUGUGUUCACCUCCUGGUUUUGGUCAAGAGUUGUUACUUUCCUUUUCAAUUCAUAAAAGUAAUCAAAACUCCGAGCGCACAUACUGGUGAGUUCCACCAUCAACCAUGGAGAAUGAAUGGUUAGGAUCUCGGGAAAGUCGUAAGCGAUCUCUUGCAGAGAUGUCCCAAUCACAUACAAGAAUUUCAUCGUCGCCAGAAUUGUUUCGGGAAAGCACCUCGAACUUGGGUAACUCUUCAAGAAUUGCACCACCUAAUGCCGCCACAUCAUCCCUCCGAGAACGACCAAGACGACGAUCACCGAACGCCAAUAAUAAUCCUGGACAAUCUAGUCUGCGCAGUCGGCGUGCGGGUGGGCAUACUCAACCAGCAGGGGAAGUUGGAGCAAUGGAAGCAUCAUCUCGGCGCCACCGCCCGGUAGUAAACUCAGAAAACGUUAUUGAUUUAACAUCUGAUCAAGAUGACGAUCCUUCACCCCCAGUUCGAUCUUUUCCUGCAACUGCUCGUAUGUCAGGCCCUAGUCGAAGUCACAACACACCUUCACCCUCACCCUCAGGUUCGCCUUUUCUUAUUGGCCGCAAUUCAACUCACAAUCGGAAUCAUACUACCUCGAGGCCGCCGCCGAGAUUAGGGAGAAGUGAAGCAAGAUUAGAGCAGUUUGUGGAUCUUACAGGAGACGACGACGAUGACGAGGAUGAUACUAUUAUUAUAACCCAUUCUCGAGAACGUUCCGUGCCUCUACCUUUACCUCCCCGUGCCGCACCACCACUACCACCAAUGCAUGCUAGACUUGGAGUUUUUGAACGUUUGCAGAGACAGAGAACUGGAAGGGCUACCCCGCCUGGUUAUCCACCUGCUCAUUUCGGUGCCAAUCCAAUGGAACCACAAAGACCACCGCCGGCAGGCCCCAAUGGUGAACGUACGUUUGGAGGAUUGAGAAAUAUGUACGACAACGGUGCGGGUAUUAUCAUGGACGUACAUAAUUUUCUAGGUUUUGGGGGUCGAGAUGUAGGAGUUCAUUUAUUUGCAGAUUUUCCAGCUAUGCCAAACGGUAUGGAUUAUGGAAGAGUGGCUUUACAAGAGAACAAACCUGAACAUGUUGCGCCUCCGGCAGCUCCCACAGGAUUUACGAGGUCCCCCACGGAGAGUGACACUGCGAUUUGCCCGAGUUGCGAAGAAGAAUUGAUUCAUAGAAAGGACGGCGAGGAGCCAGUAGCAAAGAAAUCUCGUGGGGCACCGAGUAAAAAAGAUAGAGAAGAGCAUCCUUUCUGGGUCGUUAAGGAUUGUGGUCAUGUCUUCUGCAAUAAGUGUUUUCAAAACCGCACAAACGAUAAAAUAUCCUCCUUCCGCGGGGCCAAGACCGUCCUUUGCGCAGUUGAUGAAUGCGAAUCGAUUGUUAAAAACAAGGAUAGAUGGGUGGGUAUUUUCCUGUAACUUCACAAUUUCGAGCCUGCAAUUCUAGGAUGCUAGGCCAUUUCAAUCUUUUAUUUUCUUUGUGUCCAAAUCAAUAGGAUACUAUUUCAUGAAUCAUCGUCAUACGAUUUCUCUAGUUUCAAGGAGUUUCAGCAUCAUUGGUAUCAUUUACAGGAUGGAGUACAAGGGCGCGGGGUGAAUUCCAGUUGAUCAACAUACGGCGGGCUUGGGCUUGGCUUAUAUUAUUGUGUUCUCCACACCGGGGCGUUUUUGAAGGGAAGGGAAGGGAAGGGAAGGGGAAGGGAUGGAUUGGGAAACAGAGGGAGUAAUCUCAAGUGCAUAGACCGAGGAAUCUAUGUCAUGAAACUCGGAAAAUUAAUGGAAAAUAAUGUCAGCGGGAGUCUCUGGAGUGGUUGGAGAAAAUGAGCAAGUGAAUAAGAAACAUGCCCUGAUAUUCCAGCGUUGAAACACUAAUAUGUAUCUCACUUUUUCUUCUCCUCUGAUGAUAGCGGGGGAAACAUGUAUAUUAGGGGGGCAGCAUAGCGAACACAAAGUAACUGCGUUAACAUAUUUGAAAUGGUUAUGUUUUACGGUUACGCUUUUGGAGGCUGUGAGCUUGAGUGAUGUGGUGUGAAUGAGAUUAGUGAAGAGAAGGAGGCUGGAAAGAAGCACGAUAAUAGGGGGAUGGGCAUUAUGGUAAUGAUGGAUGAGAAGGAGAGUGGGUUGAA
This is a messenger RNA of Botrytis cinerea B05.10, 2354 nucleotides long. RefSeq lists its product as hypothetical. The record is from RefSeq and is a predicted model, not a curated record. NCBI's taxonomy places the organism in Eukaryota, Fungi, Ascomycota, Leotiomycetes, Helotiales, Sclerotiniaceae. The transcript is spliced from 3 exons. Gene Ontology annotation, cellular component: SUMO-targeted ubiquitin ligase complex. Bases 322 to 1647 code for a protein of 441 amino acids. Gene Ontology annotation, molecular function: ubiquitin-protein transferase activity.